ACCCGCCCGUACCUCUCCCUUUCUAGGGACUGUUUGUUUCUUGGGAAAAUUUUCCUCGCAACUUUCAUUCGAUCCGACUCUUUUCCUAUUCUUCAAUAUUCUCCGAGCCUUUCCGUACAAUCUCAUUCCUCAAUCUCUCUCCUUAGGUCAGCUUGGAUGUGAGAUGGACGAUAGUAGGCAACACGAAACUGGAAGACAUAAAGUAGAAUAUUACAGAGGCGCACACUCUCCGUGGAACAUGAUGACCCAACAUCAAGUGAAGGAACCAAAUGCAUUAGUCAUGAAUAAGAAGAUCAUGUCCAUAAUUGCUGAGAGGGAUGCUGCCAUACGAGAAAGGAAUGUAGCAUUGUCUGAAAAGAAUGAAGCAUUAGCUGAGAGGGAUGAGGCCCUCCGGCAGCGAGAUCAAGCACUCGCUCAGCGGGAUUCAGCCCUAAUGGAAAGAGACAAUGCCAUUGCAGCCCUUCAGAUUAGAAAUAAUUCCAUGAACAUGCCGGUGAGUGGAGUUCAGCGUGGAGUGAAGCGCAUACAUCACCCUUCAAAUCAUCUGGCUAACAUGACUGAAGCUACUUAUAGCUCAAAAGAAAUGCAAAUAACUGAUGCCUUCCCUAUUACAGUUAUAUCCUCCGAAGCUAUUAAGUCAGGUCAGGCAAAGCGAACGAAGGAGAACAAGGCUAUGUCAUCCAAGGAGCCAAAGCCUCCACGGAAGAAAGUAGCGGAGGAUUUGAACAGGCGGGCUUCUUCUGAUGGUAUAAAGUAUAGAACAGAGUGGGAUAGUCAGGAUGUGGGCUUGAACCUCAUCACUUUCGACGAGUCUUCCAUGCCAGUGCCAGUUUGCUCGUGCACUGGAGUUCACCGGCAGUGCUACAAAUGGGGGAGUGGCGGAUGGCAGUCAUCAUGUUGCACAACCAAUAUGUCAAUGUACCCACUUCCUCAAAUACCAAAUAAGCGGCACGCAAGAAUGGGUGGGCGCAAGAUGAGUGGUGGUGUUUUCACAAGAUUGCUCAGUCGGUUAGCAGCACAAGGCCACGAUCUAUCAAUACCACUAGAUCUAAGGGAAUACUGGGCCAAACAUGGGACAAAUCGCUAUAUCACAAUCAAGUAGCUUGAGAAAAUGACCUCGGAGUAUAUCGUUCAAUUUGAGCGCCACAAUCUUCUCUUGUGAUGCCGCUUAAAUUUCAACUAAUUUCUUCCAUUCGCAAAUGUGGCUCGAUCAACUGAAUCAGAUCAAAAGAGGAGCUUCUCGAUAAAAGGGUGGAAUGGUGCACCUUUGUUUGGCAUAGAUUACUUUAUGAUUAAAUCCAGGAUUUCUAUGCCAUUGAGAGUGAUUAGUGUAAAGUAUAACAGUUGUAGACAUAGUAGUAUAGUUGACUCUUUUAUUCCCCAUUGCAAGUUAAAGUCACAUGUAAUCCUUUGGACAGAAUUGUCAGAUUUUUCAGAAAGCAGGGGAUAGAUCUUCAGACUGAAGGCUGCUUUCUGCUUAUAGCUAGCAGGGCUUUCAGUGGUGGGCAUGGGAGGCACCGAUUGUGACUUGUUUAAGACCUUUAAGGUUUAAAUGGUUGCAUUACCAUUUGAUUAAUGAAGCUUAAUGAUUGUAGCA
Molecule: messenger RNA, 1597 nt
Organism: Morus notabilis
Lineage: Eukaryota; Viridiplantae; Streptophyta; Magnoliopsida; Rosales; Moraceae
Product: protein BASIC PENTACYSTEINE4
Exons: 3
Coding region: 164-1102 (312 amino acids)
Biological process (GO): response to ethylene
Cellular component (GO): nucleus
Molecular function (GO): sequence-specific DNA binding; DNA-binding transcription factor activity
Source: RefSeq, a predicted model, not a curated record